GGGGAGAUGGAUAAACUGACCAUCAUCUCAGGAUGUCUCUUUCUGGCCGCCGAUAUCUUCGCCAUCGCCAGCAUCGCCAACCCGGACUGGAUCAACACCGGGGAGUCGGCGGGAGCACUCACCGUUGGCCUUGUGCGACAGUGUCAAACAAUCCACGGACGAGACCGGACAUGCAUCCCACCACGGCUUCCCCCAGAGUGGGUCACCACACUCUUUUUUAUCAUCAUGGGAAUCAUUUCAUUGACUGUCACUUGUGGUUUGCUGGUGGCUUCACACUGGCGAAGAGAAGCAACAAAAUAUGCUCGAUGGAUAGCAUUCACUGGAAUGAUCCUUUUCUGUAUGGCUGCCCUAAUAUUUCCAAUAGGAUUUUACAUCAAUGAAGUCGGAGGUCAACCUUAUAAAUUACCCAACAACACAGUCGUUGGGUCAUCAUACGUACUUUUUGUCUUAUCCAUUUUCUUUACAAUAGUCGGACUUUUAUUUGCUGGCAAAGUUUGUUUACCGGGUUGAUGAAUGUCAAAAUUGCUUGACUUUUAUUAAUUUUUAUUUUAUUUUAUUUUUUAAUUUUUGGAGGGUGGGAGGACAAAGACAAGAACAUCUGAGUAGUUCCUCUCCUAGGAAGCUACUUAGAUGAAACUGAUGCUAAAAAGGAAAAAAAAAAAAAAUAAGAAAAAGAAAAAAAAUUUUGAUUUGUUCUCACUAUGCACUUUGAAUUUUAAAACAAAAAUUGAGAGCCUUUUCCAGAACCAAAUACAGACAAUAUUGACUAAAUAUCUCCUGAGCAUUUUCAGGCAGUCGGGUCUGCACUGUGAUAGCAACCUAGAGAAAGAGAAUGCUGUAUACUGAGAAGCAGGUGGCCCUGGAUGACUCUUGUUUCCUUUUUAACCUCUACCGAGUCAUUGGAGAGAAAAAAAAAGUCUAGAAGUAUUUAUGAGUCAUUAUGGACCAGAGGGAUGCAAAGACAAGUUCACGUGAGGCUGGCCUCACCUCCUAAGCAAUUAGUAUUCACAGCUUCCUUGUAAUGGUAUGAACCCUCAGCACCAGGAUAGAUUGCCAUUGCAUUACUGUACCAAGAAGCCAAUAGAUCAAAACUUAUUUGCUAAAAUGUAUGUAAAAAUUCUGAAAUUCCCUAUUCUCUAUGUACAAAAAAAAAAAAGUCAAAACACUAAGAAACAUGUUGUUGGGUGUGGGUGGGUGGGGGAAAUGUUCCUUAUAUUUAUAUAAAUAUAUAUAAUAUAUAUAUUUUGCUGAUGCAGUAUACAGUGUAUAUAUAUGUGUGUGUGUGCGCGCGUGUGUAUGUGUGUGUAAAUUUAUAUGCACACACAGGCAAACAGUUCCUGGAAGAGAACUCUGAAUGCUUUGCUAGCAAAACACUGUGGUGUGCAAACCUAGAAUUCAAUAGAAAACAAACAAACAAACAAAAGCCAUUUAUCUGAAGGCUGCAUAGUGGAGAGAGUCUUCAAUUUACCUCAUUCUUUGUAGCAGCCCUUGAUUUUAACAGGUUUUUGUAAUAGGUACAGAUAAUUCCAUGCCUUUCUAGGUGCAAUUUUAAGUUAAACUAAAAUUCUUUGUAGGUUUAAUUUAUUUGUAUAUGGUAGUAGAAGGUAGAUCAUGUCAAUCCUUAUCACGGGGGGGGCGGGGGUCUGACACUAUUUAAAUUAUUGGAAACUGUUGUCUGUUGUACAGAGGUUCUCUUUUUCUACGGCAGUCUGUUACAUUAAUAAUGCUUUUUUCUAUGUUCAAGCACACAACUUUACAUAAAUACAAAGUAUACUAGAAAUACAGUGCAUAGCUAUACAUACACUAGUAAUCUGUUGGUUAGUUGCAACAUUAACAUCUCCUAUAAGAUUAAAUUUCAUGUUCUUUUCAUCUGUAAUCAUUAUCACUACAUUUUCUUUAUCAAAAACCUGAACAAUACAGUAUUUUUUAAUAGGCACCAUGGUUUGCUCAAAACUAACAUUUUUGCAUUUCCUUUAAAGGGCUGUACUAAACCCACAGCUUUGUUGUUUUUAGUUUGUUUGGGUUUUUUUGUUUUUUCCCUAAAAGAAGCAUUACAACUAGUCCAUGAACUUAUGAAUAGUUUUAAGUAUAGUGUUUCUCUUCUCCACAUUUCCAUGCCUUUAUGUCAAUGUUUCUUCCGUGAACCACUCAAGAUCGUCUCCUGUUUGCACUAUGGGGCAGGAGCGUCUUUCAUGGCAAUGAAGCUAAGUUUUUCUUCUUUGUAGUGAAACAGCAACCUAAAUGCCCCUAUCAAUAGCAUUAGACUCCUAGAUAUUUCACAUUUUUACACAAAGAGAAACAAAUGCACUGUUUUUAAGAAGCUAGGAUGUCAAUUAUAGAAUGGUUACUGCAGAGAUGGGGUUGCUUCUUCAAAUAUUCAGCAUAUGAAAUGGAAGAGCCUGAUGCUUCAGACUGGCUUGUUUGACAUUCAUAUAUAUAUAUAUAUAAACACAUAUAUAUGUACAUGCACACACACACAUAUAUAUAACUGUUAUUUCAGCAGUAUUUUAUUGUGAAAGAAAGCCCCAGUGUUGGGCUCACUCAAGAGCUGAGGUAAAACGGUGGAUCACCACUGUGGGACAUUUCUGAGUGUUCUGGGGAAAUGUCACACUUCUUCCUCCCAGAGUCAAAGAAACCCUUGGGAAAGGCCUGAGGGAGACCAUUUCCCCCCCAAGUAUUAUAACUAGUCAGUUCCAAGAGUAUCACUGGACAUGUUCUGUGGCCAUUUGGGAUUGCCCUUCCCAUCAUAAUUUGGUCCUCAGUCAAAUGGAUCACUGUGAAGAAAAACUUGGGUUGUCAUCAAUCAACCACUGAGAUAAAGUGUUAGCAAAGUAUGAUUCAAAUUAACUUAUAACAUGACCAAGAACUUUUCUCUUCCAAAAGAUUAAUUUCUUGUACAUAGUUUCUCAAAAAUAAUUUUAACUGGAUCAUGAGCAUGGGGAGAGAAUGUUUCUCAGCUGCUAAAAAUCCCCCCCCCCAUUUAUUUCUUUCACUUACAGUGGUGUUGCAUAUGUUAUUCCAAAAUUUAAGGUCUAUUUGUAUCUGAAACCCCAACUACUAAGUUCUCUUUAAUGUCAUUAUCUGAGGAAGUCUAGUACAUAGAAGAUGGAUAAGGAGAAAUUCCCUCCAGCCCAUCGGCACUUUGACCCGGAUUUAAAUCGUUUCAUCUAGUAAUAUGUGAAGUCAGAUCUUUGUACUCUUCCAGACCAAACAUUGCAAUGAACUCAUUCGUAUAAAAUGAUGUAAAUCCUGUAAGUGAAAAGUUAGACAACUGCCAGCAGUUGCUUUUAAAGAGGUCACUAUAAUAAGUACUAUAUAGUACAGUAUUAACUUAUAGCAGGAAAUCAUAUCUUGUAAGCUGUAUAUAAAACACUGUUUUAUGGUGCAAUCAUUUGUCAACGUUUUGUCUGUUACAUUGUUUUUAGAGUGUGCAUUCUCCUCAUACUUAAGAACAUCACUGUAAAAUCUGCUGAAAACUAUUUAUAGGUUUUAUUUGCACAAGACUUAAUUUGAAAUUCUUGGAAGCUCCUAUUGAACAUGUCUAAACAUCUGUAAACAUGAGAAAUCUUCAAUUCAUUAAAAGCAAAUCUAUCAGUAUGAUUCUUUCCAAAGGUAAUCUAUGUUCUAUGUUGUUAAUGUGUGUAUGUAAUUUUUCUGCCUCUUCCAUUUCUUUUAGACCUAUUUUCCAUUUGUUUUGUUUUUGAAAGAUGGCUCUUUUCUUCUUUUUAAUGUUCUAGAUGACCAAAACAUUUCAUUGACUUUUUUAUUUAACCUUUUACCUAAAGCUUUGAUAUCCGACUUGAUGUUCUGUGAAUUUUCACUGUUAAAUCUUUGAAGUUAAAGAAUAGUCCUGGUGACAUACAAUCUAUUGAUUUAGAGGUAAGGCCCAGAGCAAGCAUUGGCACUAACGUUGGAUAGACUCUUAGCUGUUACCUUGCAUCGUGGGCUUCAAGGGAAGAACAUGUUGCAUUUGUUUUUGUCUUUAUUAAAAGACUACUAGCCACAAGUUACUCUGACUGUAGUGACUGUUUGAUCCACCCACUUUGAUCUUUUAAAAAUUCAAUUUACAUUCACAACUCAAAAGCAGUAGCUGUCAUUCAGAACUAAUUUUGGAAGGAUAGAAAUGGAUGGAGGGAAAAAAGUGUCCUGUGUAGGCUGGAGUUCUUACACGGGACUUAAGAGUUGUAUCACCUUAAAAGGUUUUAAAGUUUGUGAUUGUGGCCUGUAUAUUACCCCAGACUUUAUUAAGGAUUGUUUUCUAAUUGGUUAUGACAUUUUUCAAUUAAUAGUUUCAAAGCAAAUUGUUAAUACAAACUGUAUAAAAUGAACAUAAUUUUCUUCACUUGUAUUUUUGUUAUUGAGCAAGUUUAUCAAAAUAAAUUGUCUACUAAAGAAACUAAAAA
Suncus etruscus (white-toothed pygmy shrew) is the source of this 4403-nucleotide messenger RNA. RefSeq names its product modulator of smoothened (gene MOSMO). The transcript is spliced from 3 exons. The coding region runs from base 7 to 510 and encodes 167 amino acids. Gene Ontology annotation, cellular component: ciliary membrane; Golgi apparatus. The record is from RefSeq and is a predicted model, not a curated record. NCBI's taxonomy places the organism in Eukaryota, Metazoa, Chordata, Mammalia, Eulipotyphla, Soricidae. Gene Ontology annotation, biological process: negative regulation of smoothened signaling pathway.